GACGUGGUGUCGCAGUCGACGAUUUUACGCGCGGAGCUGAAGGAGUGGGAGAGGGCAUUUGCAGCGGCGAAUGGAGGGAAAAAGGCUGGUCGUGAUGAUAUCAAGAAGGUGCCAGAGAUUGCUGCGAAAUACAAGACCUACGCAAAACUCAAGUCCCUCGAAUCGAAAGGAAAGGACAUCGAAUUGGAGGAACGGCCCAAAAAACGAAAGCAUUCUUCCCCUACCGGUCCCGAACAGGCGGAAAUUGCAUCGACCCCGCGCAAGACGGUCAAGGGCGGCGGCUCUUUCACGACACCAUCUGUCGACCGGGUCGCCAAGGCCCAUCCGUCGCGACUCGACCCUUACGAUUCCCCCUCUACGCUACGCAGAUUGUUCAGCCCGUCGACUCACAGACAAGAAGAGCCGUCGCCUCAACCGUUAAAGACGGCGAUUGGACCAACUCCACAGCGCGACGGCAAGGCGCUCGGUCUAUUUGACCUGCUCUCUGAAUCGGGAGGCAGCACCGCCACCCCGUCUUCCAAGCGGACGGCUGCCGCACGAGGGCGUGGUGGUGGUGCAAUGCAGACGCCCUCGAAACGAAGGAGAAGCACCAUGGAUCCGAUCGCAGAGGAGGCCGAGGAUGAUGAUAGUCCCGUGACGGAACGAACGCCCGCCUCGUCAAGUAAAAAGUGGUACCUGGCCAAUCUAUUUGCAACGCCGACGACGCUACGGUACGCCGCCAUGGUCGAAGUCGAAGACAACGCAGCCACCGCCGCACAGCACCCCGGCCGCGAAGCCGAGCCGCACGCCCCCGCCGCCGAACCGUCUGAAACCGAUACGCCGUUCUUUCUACGACGGUCGAACUCGGGACGAUACGCGGGCAUGUAUUCUGCUGCCAAUGACGGGUCCGGGAUGAGCCCUAUCGCCGUGCGGAAACCCCCGGUGUUUGUAGGCAAGGGUCUGUCGGCCCUGGUGCAGGGGCUGCGAGACAUGGAGGAGGAGCGGCUCGACGAGGACUGGGAGAUCCUAAAGGAAAUUGAGGCGGAAAACGCCGCGGCGAACGAGGCCCAGGUAGCUGAUAGCCAGGCGGGAGUGGCUAAUGGACCGACCCGCGUCUGGAAAAAGAGGGGUCAGAAACGAACCACGCGCCGGGUGAAGAUGAAGCCCGUCAUUACGAAACCGACGAAACUUCAGCCGGGCUGGAAGGAUCCAGACGAUGGGACUCCGGAAGAGUCAAGUGAGGAAGAAGAGCCGCCGACAGUGCCGGACACACAAGCGGAGCAGCCAGAUGAGGAGGACGAUGCAUCCCUUCACACCGUUUCAGAACCGGAGCUAGACUCCGACUCGGACGACGAUUAUACCGGCGAGAACAAGCCGUUGGCCCGAAGCAAGAGUUUCGCCGAGAAGAUGUCGGAGGCGAUUUCGAGCGCGGUCAAGACCACGGCGACCAAAGGCAGCGGUCUCUUUGCGAAGACGGCGAAAUCUGCAGCCAAGAAAGAGAAAGAGAAAGAGAUCGAAAGCGAGAAGAAACCACGUCCUCGCAAGGUCAAUCCCGAGGCACAUGCCAAUUACCGUUCGCUGAAAAUCCGGAGUCGAGGAUCAAAGGGUCGAGGCGCUGGGCGCUUUGGAAGGAGAUAA
This is a messenger RNA of Penicilliopsis zonata CBS 506.65, 1617 nucleotides long. RefSeq lists its product as hypothetical. The annotation marks the transcript as partial. Gene Ontology annotation, cellular component: DNA replication preinitiation complex. The transcript is spliced from 2 exons. Gene Ontology annotation, biological process: mitotic DNA replication preinitiation complex assembly; DNA replication; double-strand break repair via break-induced replication. Lineage: Eukaryota; Fungi; Ascomycota; Eurotiomycetes; Eurotiales; Aspergillaceae. Gene Ontology annotation, molecular function: single-stranded DNA binding; DNA replication origin binding. The record is from RefSeq and is a predicted model, not a curated record.